GGCAUACACACGCCAGCACUGAACACACGCCAUGCGAAUGUCGCACAACAAAAAACAGCUGACUUUAUCAGUCAUCAUGCAGUGAAUAAGAAAAUUAAUAGACGCGUAAAAGUAAAUUUUUCUGAUUGCAUUCUUUGUGCGUUGUUUUUGUUGAAAGCAAAAAAAGUUAAUACUAUAGGUUUAAAAUCUCAAAGUCGGUAUAUUAGUGUGUCAAAUAACGCAAAAAUUUUAUUUGCACACAAGCGUUGCACGCUAUGGAGCAGGUUGCACAUGUAGAAGCUUGCCGCCUGUGCGCGAAUUUCUAUGUGACCGGUGCUGAGGUCGAAUUUGUGCAUCUCUUCCAACCACUGACCGGACUUGAGGAGCAGUUGCAGUUUACACGCAACGAAUUGAGCAAUUGGCACUUACAGAUUUCGGGCGAUGAUGGCUUGCCGCAGCGUAUUUGUGCGAAUUGUUUUACACAAUUUUGUAAUAUAUACGCAUUCCGUCAGCAAUGUGUGUUGGCACAACAAAAAUUGUUGCAAUCAUUUGUGGGCGUUGGUCUGAGCGCAGACAAUGCAAUUACAGGCGAAGCUAAACAACAACAGACAAACACAAACGCUGAUUUGUCAAGCGACAGUGAGCUGCUGAAUGGGUUGAAAAUGGAGGCACCCGUGACCAGCGCUGAAUUAAUGGCCAGUUUAGAUUGUUUACAAACGCCCACCACCAGCGCUGAUGUGAUCGCCAGCUUAGAUGGCAUGCAGCUGCCCGCUAGUGUGGCGGAGACGCUCUCCAUGCUCACACAGGAACUGACUACUAUGCAAAAUGGCACACUGCUGGAUAAUAGCGGCAAUUCCAUAACCACACAUGCCAAUAUGGACACGAAGACGGCACAAACGAAUGUUUUGCAAUUUAAUGCAGCUACAACAACACAAAACAUAUACUAUACACAGCAGACGCCAAUCACCACAGUGAGCGCCGACACCAAUACGCCAGCGACUUUAGUGACGACCAGUGACAGCACGCCAAAGCGUGCUACAAAAUGCAGCAAAGCCAGUGAUAUUGAUUUGGAGGAAAUGCUACAGGGCAGCAUUAUACAGAAGAACAACAAUACGUCCACGGAUUUGAAGGCUACAGCGCAAACUGACGACGCAGCAGCACAACAGCCUUACACCAAUUAUAAUGAACUGUUGGAAGAUGAUAUGGACCUUAUCUCAUGCUCCGACCCCGAGGACACACACGAAAUGGACGAGCUCGACGCCGAUGGGGACCCCUCAACACAAACGCGCAUCUCACGCAACCCAUUCGCCUGUCAAUACUGUUACUGCCCAAACUCCGGCUCCAUCGAUCACCUCGUCUUCGACAGCGCCGAUGCACUCUCGCAGCAUUUCUUCGACGUGCACGACCCCAAUUUGCCCUACACAUGCCCGUAUUGCCCGCAAAAGUACAGCUCCGUCAAGCAACGCGACUAUCAUGUGCGGCUCAUACACCCGACCGCCGCCAAAUCCGAACACUGCAACUACUGUAAGAAGACGCUACGCUCGCCAAAGGAAUUACACGAGUUCAACUGUCAAUAUGUAAGCAAUUGGCAUUGCGAUACGUGCGAUCAACGUUUUGUGCAAGUGCCCUUGGGUCGUUUUCGCACGCAUCAGCGUCAUCACGCCGCCAGCAAGUUUAAAUGUCGUGAUUGUGCGCGCGUGUUUGUACGUCGCGCCAAUUUGCUCGCGCAUGAGCGUACUCACCGGCCGUCAGUGCAACACGCAAUACAGUGCGAUCAAUGUAAAGAAGUAUUCUCCAACGAUUAUGAGGUGCGCCGCCACAAGUAUCAAGCGCAUGAUGGCGCUCUGCCAGUGCGUUGCGCCUACUGUCACAAAGGUUUCGUCAGCAUGGCCUUUCUCAGUCGGCACACGCAACACUUCCAUCCGGAAAAGUUGAACCACACCAAUUUCGCGUCCGCCACCUGCAGCAAUUGCGGCUGCGCCUUCAGCUCCAUACACAAAUUGCGUCUGCACCUGCAGCGACCGCGCGACGAGAACGGACGCUGCAUUGAGUUGGUGCGUGAAGUCGCGCCGUAUCAGGAGCGCGCACGCCAGCUACGGCGACCGCGCCUGCACUCCUGCCAUCACUGCAAUAAACGCUUCUCCACACGUGCCACGCUCGAAAAACACAUGACCACCCAUGAGGCCGUCACGUAUGGCUGCAACGAGUGCACGACCACCUUCGCGAAUGCCAACGAGCUGAAACAGCAUGUCAUGCAGUUGCAUGUGAAGCCGCGCUACCUCAAAUGUGAGCACUGCGACAAGCGUUUCUGCUAUAUGCGCGAAUUGCAACAACACCAGAAAAUACACAUCGCCGCGUUCGAGGACAAAACGCUGCACUGCCCCGUCUACAAGUGCGGCUUUGUGGCCUCCUGCGCGCAGGAGGCGCACGAUCAUGCCGUACUCAAGCACAAGCUCGUCGCCUGCGAAUACUGCGAUGGGCUCUUUGCGCGCAAUCGGAUCUCAGUUCAUCAACGCACCACGCAUGCCGCACAAAUUGGUGUAUCUAAAUCGAAUAACAAUAACAAUAAUGAAGCUAGUGUGCGCAGCUCAUUGGCGGCGCAAAACGAAGACUCUUUGGCCGUGGCGAGCAUACUCGACAACAACACACAUAACCAAAGCAAUGAUAAUGACAUUAUGGUCUCAUUUGAGGACACCGCCAACAGUGGCAGCGAGAAGGUGCGCGUUGAGUUGGUGCACCAGCAGACGCCAAGUAUUAGCAGUUUGGUGCUGCAAGAGCAAACGUCCAACACUUUUAAACCACUCGAUCCAACGGCCGAUGAAAUGGAGCAGAACUUCCUAAUUAACAAUUUGCUGGAUCCGGAAAAUGAGAUCAUAGUCACAUGAUAGACUGUAGACGAACUGUUACUGUGUAUGUAGGUGCGACAGUUAAUUUGAAAAAACAAACAGAAUUUCCGUAAGAAGUAUUGGCAACGAUUUUGAAAAACAAAAACAAAUCGGUGUGACCUUAAAGUGAAUAUCUCAUAGCAUUAUAACUUAAAAUAAUUGGUUUUGACAAUUCGAUAUUAAUUUUAAAAUUACAUAUGUUUAGUUUUCCAAAGAAUUUAUUUUAACAGUUAUUUACAGCCAACAAAACAGCUAUUGAAUUAAAAAUAUUACUGAAUUGCAAAUAAUGCAUUUUAAUUAUGUAAUUUUCGUAAGUUUAAUAAAAGAAUUAAAGUAUUUUCAAAAUAUGCUUAAAAAAACGUAUGAAAAAAGUAAAAAAAAAAAACUUGCAACAAGAAAACUACUCGUAACGCAGAAUUCUACUUAGGUAACGUAAUAAACCAGAACUUUAAAAAGCAAAUAAAAAAAAAAUUAAUUGAAAAAGUUCAAAAAUGCGUUGCAGCAUGUAACGAAUAAUACAUACUUAAUUAAAAAAAAAAAGAUGGAAAAAAGUAUUGGCAGUUAAUUUUUCAAGUAAGACAAAUUCUAAAGACAUAGUAUAUUAAUUAAAAUUAGUAAAUAUUUGAAAAAAAACUACGCCGCAACCAAAAUAUUAAAAUUUUCGAUGUUUUAAACAUAAAAAACGCAUGUUCGAAAAUUCGAACUUAAUUCGAAAAUACAUAUUAACCGCAGAAACAUUAAAAUAUACCGCUAGCAAUUGUGCAAGCAAAUUUUUGGGCCUAAGUAAUGCAUAAAAUAAGUUUCGAAUAUGCCAAUAAUGGCUAAUAAGUAAAAAAUUAUUUACAUUUAAUAAUUGUAUUCAUUAAAAAAUUGCAUAACUACAAAAUUUAAGUAUAUAUGUGCAACUGAAGACAUAACUUCAUUGCAAGCAGUAAAUUUCUUUGAAAAAGAAAUUAUUUUCGAAAAAAACAAAAGUUUUAGUAAGUCGUAACAUAAAUUGUUUAAAAAUUAAACUUUUUAUUCAUGUGUAUUUUUGUUAUUAAUAAGGUUUUAUUUUCGCAUAUUCGAAAUCAAAACUAUUAUAAACUUUAUUAUUAUUAUUUUUUUUAAUUUUAAAUAUUAAAUUAUUUGGAUCGAAACAAAUUUGCGCAAACGAAAAUUACAGUUCGUUUUAUUCAAGCAAAUAUUGUGUUAUUUUUUAUAAAAAUAUGUUACCAAUUUGGCCAUGAAAUUAUUUUCAAAAAUAUUAACUAUUUGUUUAUGAAGGCUACAAAUAUGCUACCAAUUUAAUUUGGCCAUGCAAUUAUUUUCAAAAAUAUUAAUGUAUUUAGUUAUGAAGGCUGUUAGCUAGUAAUCUAAGUUUUUUUAUACGCAUAUUGUAAACGUAGUGAGCUUUUAGUAAAAAGUUUCAAUUCUAAUUUAUAAGUUGUUUUUGUACGAAAAAUUAUAUUUUUUAUUACUAAAAUAUUGGUUUACAAGGAAAACUAUUUCAAAAAACAAGAAAAGGCAAAUACUCAAUAAGGGACACUUUUUGACUAAAAAAAAUUUAAUUUCGAAUUUUCGAAAAUAGCCGUAAAUUUAUUGUUGCCGUAGAGCAAACUUUAAAAUUAACUAAAAAAUUCGAACUAACGCUUUUUAUGCAUUCGAAAUUAACUUCGAAAAUUCGAACAUUCAAAUUUUGUGUUUAUUUUAUUUUUUUUAUGCAACUGCGAAGUUUUUCGUGACCCAUAUUAGUUUAAAUGUGUCAAAAGUGACUAGAAAAUUGGGUAAACACUUGUAGUUUUGCAAUUGAUAGGCCUUUGUAUUGCUACAAACAUGUUCCAUUAUGAGUUUGAUUUUUCUCAUAUUUAUGUAUGUAUUGUAUAUUAUAAUAUAUGGUUAAACUAAGCUUAAACCUGCUUUUACUAUAUACAUAUUAAUAUUAUGUGAAUUUAAGAUAUUUUAUAAAAUAUUUAUAGUUUUUUAUUUUUGUGGUUUUUGUUGGCUUUUUCCAUUCCAUGGCUUCAAAAGUAAAACUCUUAAAUUAUAAGUUGAUACAUUGAAAUUAUAUUCAAAAUUGCUAGCAAGUGAAAAAUUGUAAGCAUAGAACUAUGUAUUUAUAUGAAGUAAUUGUAGUUGUAGCGCUUCUCAUCGAUAGACAUACAAACAUCGGCACAUAAUUACUCAUAUAUAACCACGCCUAACUGUACUCAUAUUUAACGUUAAACGCCUGAAGCUAAAAUUUAUAAAUAUUCGAACUGAUAUCCAAACUGUAAUACAAUAUUUUAUACACAAACAGAAAUGUCUUAAUAAAUAAAUAAAUAUUUGCAAAGUAUGGAAAUAACAGAGAAUGUUUAUGAGUUAAAAAAAUAGGUACGAAGGCACGCCACUAAGAUGCUAUUUUUUUAUCGAAUUCGAAUUCGAAGUAUAUUAAUUCAAAAAUAUUUAGUAAUGUCCUUUUAAAUGUGAAAUGUCUUAACAAAAGCAGAUUUCAUGCUAAACGAAAUAAAAAUUCAGAAUUUUCGAAAUUUUCUAUGCGCUCAAAAUUUUAAAAUUUCAAGUUAAAUGCGUUUUGGAGUAAAGUACAUAACAAAAGCAGUAUAUAAGCCUUAAAUAGCUUGCAAUUUUCGUAAACACUCAAACAAACCGCCCUAAGGCAUCAAAAAAAAAAAUAAAUAAUAAAAAAGACACCAACAACUGUUACAUAUUGACGUUUAACAUUUUAAUCAACACUCUCAAACGGAUCUGCAUUUCAACAGAUCAACAACAACACAGCAAUAACAACAAUUGCAAUACAAAAUUAAUAUUUAAACAAUAAAAAACUCAAAUGUUUGUGUGUAUGCGUGCAUAUAUUAAAAAUUAGUAUAUAUGUAUGUUUGUGUACGACAACUUCGCGCGGCAUCUUGGCAGCGGCUGGCGUGCCGGUUAAUGCUUAAUAAAUAUAGCGCUCGGGUCCAAAGUGCGAAUACACAGCGAAACGAGUCACAUACGCAAGCGACGAGCAAAAAACGAGCAAAACAAAUUCCGAAAAAAAAAUAAAAUAAAUAAUAAAAGGUGCUAGGGGGUAAGGCAUAAACAACAAAAAAAUGUAUAAUUAGAAUUAUUGAGUAAACAGUAGCAAGACAGUAAACAACAUACAGAGAAUAUUGUUUGAGAGACAAUGUCUCAGGCUAUUAGCAGCCACUUAUGAGUUAGUAGGGGCGUUAAUGUGACGGGUGGGCGUGACUGAGCGGCAAUAAGUAAAAUAUAUUCUAUAUAU
Molecule: messenger RNA, 6102 nt
Organism: Bactrocera dorsalis (oriental fruit fly)
Lineage: Eukaryota; Metazoa; Arthropoda; Insecta; Diptera; Tephritidae
Product: zinc finger protein 420
Exons: 5
Coding region: 255-2864 (869 amino acids)
Biological process (GO): regulation of transcription by RNA polymerase II
Cellular component (GO): nucleus
Molecular function (GO): DNA-binding transcription factor activity, RNA polymerase II-specific; zinc ion binding; RNA polymerase II transcription regulatory region sequence-specific DNA binding
Source: RefSeq, a predicted model, not a curated record